Didymella exigua CBS 183.55 is the source of this 891-nucleotide messenger RNA. RefSeq lists its product as uncharacterized. The transcript has a single exon. The record is from RefSeq and is a predicted model, not a curated record. NCBI's taxonomy places the organism in Eukaryota, Fungi, Ascomycota, Dothideomycetes, Pleosporales, Didymellaceae. The coding region runs from base 152 to 676 and encodes 174 amino acids.
GGUCGCUGGAGCCGUGGCCAAGGUGAAGAGCGAGGAUUUAAGGCCUGUCGGCAGGUGUCGAGCUGAGACUUGGUUGUGGAUCCUCUCUUCGUGAUUUCUGUACGCUGUAGACCGUUGGAGCCUCAGGCGUGAGGGACCCGGGUCACAUGGAAUGAAGCAUCGAAACACCACGCCACGUCUGGCGUCUCCGAAGCGUCCGCGACAAUCAUCUUUGCGCCGAUCAGAAAUGACUACGAAUCCAAUUCAAUGUUGUCACCACGGCAGCUCGUUGGAGUCCGGGUCGUUUUACAGCGCCUCGCUCUGCAGCCCAUUACACGUACUGGCAAUAGGCUCCCACUCGGGAAUUGCAGUGACACGCACCCAGAGGGAUUUCCGAGGCCUGUUUGGCGAGCAAAGCAUUGCAUGUCCCCCGUUGGACUCGAACGACAAGCACAAUCAUUCGGCACUGCGUCUUCUGUCGGCGAGGCGCGCUUGUUCCACUGCACUACCAUAUCAAACAUGCCUUGCUUGCAGAGAUCGUCAGUUGCUCUGUCGAUGCACGGCAAAAUUCCCACCUUUAUCCCGUGGGGUGACCGGAGAGCAUUUAGUGUCCAAUGCACUGUCUAUCGUCGCAGGUAUCAGCGUUACGGGUCGGGGCCGAGAUGCGCGAGACUAUGGUCGAUACUCGCACCAGUAAGGAGACGAGAAGUGCGACGGGCACGUUCGAUGAUGCGGUACCUAAGAAAUGCACAGAAUGUGCUUUUUGGCUGGCUGGAGCAAGAUGACAUCUAGUAAGCUUGCAUACAUCUUUAGGGGAAACAGUCUGGCAUGGUGGCGGAGAACGUGGGUCGUGCAACGCUCGGCCGCAGUCGACUUUGUCUAGAGCUUCACGACGCGCAGGUCUCACCACGC